This is a messenger RNA of Haliotis rubra (blacklip abalone), 525 nucleotides long. Its product is annotated as solute carrier family 49 member 4-like. Gene Ontology annotation, cellular component: intracellular membrane-bounded organelle; membrane. Lineage: Eukaryota; Metazoa; Mollusca; Gastropoda; Lepetellida; Haliotidae. The transcript has 4 exons. Bases 1 to 525 code for a protein of 174 amino acids. The record is from RefSeq and is a predicted model, not a curated record.
AUGUUUGCUCCACAGAAGCAGGCAGGAUGGCUUGGGUUUUAUGGAACUAUAGCUGGGGCAAUAACAGUCAUCACUACAGCAAGAUUUGCCGAUCACUUCCAGAGACGUUUGAAGACAUUUAUCUUUUUGCUGAUGAUCCUCACCACAGCGUCAUAUCUGUGGUUGGUGUUGCUCAUACUGGAGAUUUUACCAGAGUCAAAGGGUUCUAUGUAUGCAUCUUACAUCCUCACCUGUGUGAGCAGCGGGUCCCUCAGUCCGUUGUUUUAUGAACUUGUUUGCGAGACGACGUACCCAGUAGCAGAGGGCAUCACUAACGUCAGUCUCACCUCCAUGAACAAUCUUGCCGGUCUGGUGUUCCUGGGAGUCAUGUCAGUGCCUGGGAUAGGCACUGCCUGGAUGAACUGGUUCCUGGUGUCAACCUUCUGUCUGUCCAUAUUCCUACUGGUGUUCCUGCCCGAGGGACACAACCGCCUGGACACUGACCAACAGGAAGAGAGCAACACGCAGGACAUGGACAAGUGUUGA